Messenger RNA from Triticum aestivum (bread wheat), 2430 nucleotides. Its product is annotated as protein BZR1 homolog 1. Lineage: Eukaryota; Viridiplantae; Streptophyta; Magnoliopsida; Poales; Poaceae. The record is from RefSeq and is a predicted model, not a curated record. Bases 968 to 1621 code for a protein of 217 amino acids. Gene Ontology annotation, biological process: brassinosteroid mediated signaling pathway; DNA-templated transcription. The transcript has 8 exons. Gene Ontology annotation, molecular function: DNA-binding transcription factor activity.
CACAGCCCCCACGCCCCUCACUCCUCCCUCCCUCGUCCGCCUCCACGCUCCCUCCCUCCUCCCUCCUCUUCCUCCUCCCUCGUCUCCACGGCCUCUGCCCUAGGAGCCCCACCGCCGACAGCUACUCCACCACCACACCCCUUCCUCCUCCUCGCCUUCCCAUCGCUCGUGCACAGGUCGCUGUUCUGGCAGAUCAGGGACAGUGCUGGGUCGUCAAGAUGGGGUGGUUACGAAGGCUUCCCAGCCCAACGAUGUUGUCAUGGGAGGAGGCUCACCAUCGAAGAGUAGCCCGAUGUAGCCGCAGGUGCACAGCAUCCAAAGAGGUGCAGCCGGGAGGAGGUAAGGAUAAGUCGCUUGAUUUACAAGAGCAGAGCAGCGGAUUGGAUCGAGGGGGCCUGCAUGUCCACGCCGCCUAGAGUCACCCUGACUGUCGUCUCAAGCUGCAACCGCGAGUCAACUACACCACUGCCGCCAGGAAUCCCAUCCCCAGCAAGGGAAGUUCAGUGACAUAAAGACACAUGAGAUAUUCAGUUAUGUUGAUUGGGGAAAUUAAUGAUCAUUCAGUCAACAAAUGGGGCAGUAUUCUGAUCUUAUUUCAUCUCAUGCAUUGAUUAUUUAUUGUCUUCUUUGCAAACAUAUUUUAUUAAUUAUUCAUAUAUACUUGUUGUAUCUUUGUACUGCUGUUUUUAAAAAUUGCCAUAUCCUAUGUGCUUGUUUCCAUAUCGACGUAUAUGUGUUGUUAUAUGGUGCUUCAUAGCAAAAACUUAUACUUACUAAAGAAAGUGUUCCUUUUGUUGGUCCCAUUGCUCCAUAAGCAUGAUCACGUUUCUACUAAUUGAUUAUACAUAUGAUCUUUCUUUUGAUUAUUUUGCGAUACUUCUGAUUGACACUAUGAGGUGCUUCCUUGUCAUGCAGAUUCAUCCUUUACUUAAAUACUGAUGAUGAUAUGGUUGUAAAUUAGUCUGGGAUGGCAAGGCAGCUUGAAGGUGGUCACGGCCAUCUCGCAGAGAUGGUGCAAGCUGUCAAGAAUCACGGUGCCGGGGCACUGCACUUCACCGACGGGUGCAAGAUGGUGGAAGUGUGUGAGUACCUGUUGAGGAUGUCCAGGUGGACGUGGAUGUCGUUGACCAAGCAGAGAGGAAUCACCGCUGCCGACCUCCUCCCUCCUAUAGCGACGGAGGCGGACGCCGGGUUGGGUCGGACGCCCACGUGGAAGGAGCGGGAGAACAACAAGCGGCGCGAGCGCCGGCGCCGGGCCAUCGCCACCAAGAUCUUCACCGGCCUCCGCGCGCUCGACAGCUACAAGCUCCUCAAGGAGCUCUGCCGCGAGGCCGAAUGGGUCGUGGAGGAUGACGGCACCACCUACCGCAAGGGAUACAAGCAGCCGUCGUCCGGGCCGUUCGGUGGGGUCUCGUCGGUGGGCAUGAGCCCUUGCUCGUCCUCGCAGCUGCUCGGUGCAUCGUCGUUCCUGAGCCCGGUGCCUUCCUACCACCCCAGCUCGGCGUCAUCCAGCUUCCCGAGCCCCACGCGCCUCGACAACCCCAGCCCCGCCUACCUCUUCCCAUUCCUCCGUGGCCUCCCCAACCUGCCCCUGCUCCGGGUCUCCAACAGCAGGGGGUGAAGCAAACACUUAUUGGGAGAAUUACUUCUGCGGUAAGCCGGAGUGUGACGUCUUCUCACGGGCUACUGUCAUCAAUCAAGGUGGUCAUUGUCUAUAUCAAGCUUGACGAGUACUUCCUGAAGGCUGAUUUCUACUCCCGCCGCGUUGCUGACCAAGGCCCCAUCUACGUGGGAAGCUGCUAUUUUUUUUGAUAGAUUGGCAAUGAAAUGCUUGGAUAGGAGAAAAGAAAUCGGAAGAGCAUGAGAUAAGAUGUUGAGGACCUAAAUAAUGCACACACAUUUACAUAUUUCAUGUGAUGGUAGUAUGUCGUCGUAGUUUUUGUGUUGGUUGUCCUACUGAAUGUUCCUGUCAGUCCUAACUCAUCACAUCACUCUCAAAUUUCAGUCAUGCUUGGAGCUUUUAUCUCUAACUCUACAAAAUCAGAAAGCAUGUCUAAAGCUCAAGAUUUUGCCUAUUCUCUAAGAUGGAUGAUGAUGAGCGGUGCAACCGAAAAUUCAGAGCUGGGCUUUACACACUUCAGUGGGAAUAGCAUGACAACACCAAGGUAGAGACCUAAAGGGAAGCAAGGGAAUGGACCAAGGAAACUAGAACUGUGUUGUCAUGAUGUGGGUCGUGUCGUCUUCGUCCAUCUCCAUGGAGGCAUAUAUACAUAGGUUAGGUAUAGGAAAGGAGACCGUCUCCAUGGAACUCUGACUGAUGUGUAAUGUCCUCAUAGGACUGGACCGUUUACAGAGGGAGUACUUGAAAAUAGAUUCUUUAUAUAUUGUUUGGUUCCAUCAGCCGCAUAACCUAAAUUAGCAAUUUGGUAU